GAGUUAUGUCUGCACCCCAGUCCAUCACUACCUGAGUAAGGAGCAGCAGAGGUCAGUGAAGACGAUGUCGGUGUGGGAACAAAGGGCCAGCCAACUGAGAAAACAGAACCACGCAAGCUGUGAGGCGCUGUACAGUGAGCUAACUUCAGAAGAGCGACUGCACAUAGCGUCAGCCCUACACAUGCGGCCAGACAUGAAGACUCACCUUGACCGGCCGUUGGUUGUUGAGCCCCACAGUGGCAGCAGCCAGCACCACCACAAGAAGACUUGCUUGUUAGAGGAGGCUGACACUGCCUCGGACCCACCUCCCCCUGUGCCUCACCAGCCCCGCCAUCAGCACUACCACCGAGACAGAGAACGAAAACAGGAAACUAAUGAUAAUGGGAGACAUCACAUCCAUCACAGCCGCUCCAAAAACCAUGACAGCAGCCGGGACAAACGGGGGAAGAGUGAGAGGUCCCACAGCCGGGAGGGAGGCAGGAAGCACCGCCAUCAGUGUUCAGUGGAUGACAGUGGAGGUUGGGGGAACGUAGGUGAGAGAGAUCACCACCAUCAUCAUUCACACCGGCAGUCCCGAGGUGGCAACGGGACAGUGAGUAGUGGAGGGAGGGGAGAGCGAAGAUCUCGCCACAAAGAUGGACAUUUGUCUAACAGGAAUGGAGAUAGGAAUUCCAGAGGAGGCAGUGGUGCCAGUGGAGAGAGAAGAAGGCAUCGCAUUCACGGAUCCAGGGGACACUCCACAGAAUCUAAUGACAGAGAGAAGACCCAUAGUCAGAGGUUUGGCGAUUCAGAGGGUGAGUCCUUGGCUAUCACCCCCCAGCAAGGCUCUGGGGGCACUAGCUGGCCUCCUGACCAUAUAGAAGACUCAGAUAACCAGAAGAAUGUCAGACGAACUAGGCAAACCUCCAUCCAGAUUCCUCCUGUGACUAUCACCUCCCCACCUGGAGAGACCACCCUAAUACAAAGUCAGUACCUAACCUAUUAACAUAUACAGUGGCUUGCAAAACUAUUCGGCCCCCUUAAACUUUUCUAUAUUUUGUCACAUUACAGCCACAAACAUGAAUCAGUUUUAU
Molecule: messenger RNA, 1073 nt
Organism: Haplochromis burtoni (Burton's mouthbrooder)
Lineage: Eukaryota; Metazoa; Chordata; Actinopteri; Cichliformes; Cichlidae
Product: voltage-dependent N-type calcium channel subunit alpha-1B
Biological process (GO): chemical synaptic transmission; calcium ion import across plasma membrane
Cellular component (GO): neuronal cell body; membrane; voltage-gated calcium channel complex
Molecular function (GO): high voltage-gated calcium channel activity
Source: RefSeq, a predicted model, not a curated record